Molecule: messenger RNA, 1734 nt
Organism: [Torrubiella] hemipterigena
Lineage: Eukaryota; Fungi; Ascomycota; Sordariomycetes; Hypocreales; Clavicipitaceae
Source: the annotation of a GenBank genome assembly
AUGAGACUACUGAACAUCAAGGAUUUGCGCCUCGAAUUCUUUAUUGGCAACGACAUUCCACCGUAUGCUAUUCUCUCCCAUACUUGGGGCCAAGAAGAAAUCUCAUACGCUGAAUUCUGCGCAACGAAGGACGAUGUGCGGGCGGGAUGGCGCAAGAUAGCAGGAUGUUGUAAAGCAGCAAAGGCUCGAGGAUUUGAGUACGUCUGGAUUGAUACCUGCUGCAUCGACAAAUCCAGUAGCGCAGAGCUGAGCGAAGCAAUUAACUCCAUGUUCCAAUGGUACGCUGCUGCUGGUGUUUGCAUUGCCCUGUUGUCAGACAUCCGAGACGGCACUGAACCUUUGUUCCACCAGAGUCGUUGGUUCACAAGAGGCUGGACACUCCAAGAGCUUAUCUCACCUGUAUCAGUUGUAUUCUAUGAUGAAUUUUGGGUAGAAAUAGGAUCAAGGGAUACCUUGCGCGCCGAAAUUGAGAAAGUAACACGCAUUCCCGCGGAGUUUCUCCACGACGAAUCGAUAGAUCGACAAAGCUACCUUCAUGAACAUCUAUCACAAUUCUCAGUGGCUCAAAAAAUGAGCUGGGCUGCGCAGCGCAUUACUACACGCCCAGAGGACGUGGCAUACUGUCUCCUUGGUAUCUUUGACAUCAACAUGCCCCUACUCUAUGGCGAAGGGCAGAAGAAAGCCUUCCGGAGGUUGCAAGAGGAAAUCAUUAAAUCCACAGACGAUGACUCCAUAUUUGCCUGGAUUUCAGAGACGAAUUUUGGAAUUAGCGGUCUCCUAGCAGGCGGUCCUGAAGCUUUCGGACACUUUGAUGACUACUUGCCAGUACUCUCGAAAUACACGUCUGGUGUGAAUAGACGCGAAGCUAUUCUUUCAAAUCGAGGGCUUCAUGUGAACUUUCCCAUCACAAACUUUCCAGGGGAUAAAUCGGGGACCAUCUUUUUAGCAUUGCUCAACUUCGAAAUGAAGCGGCCUCAGUCAACUACGGCUCUGAUACCGGCCAUUUUACUCCAACGAGCCAUCUGCCCGGUUCAUUUCGGCGGUAACAACGACUUCGAAGAUUUUGUCCGAAUUCGUCCUGACUAUCUUCUUCAAUGUCUUAUGAGCCGUGUUAUUUUCCCCAUUGAAGUAGCAAAACUGCUGGAGUCUACGUGCAGCAGCGUGGGGUUCCAGGAAGAUGCUGUCCUCCGAGAACCGCGGCUGAAACAGAUAUAUGUUCCUUUCUCUCAUACGACGUCUAAGCUACCAGGUGGUAUCUUGUUCUCGCCAGAGCCAUCUACGGGGUCAAGCGCAGCGGUGAAUGUCGAGGUACUUUCUCGUUCCCCAUGGUGGCAAUUAUUUGACGACAUUGGUGGAAAAGAUAACUAUAUUAUUAGCUUUGAUCUUACCAAAGUUCCUCGCAAAGAAGACAUUAUAAAGCCGCAUGUUCUUGGUGUUAUGGAGUUACUCAUACACCAUCAGAACGGCAGCAAAAAGCAACAGCAUGUAGCAGUUGUUGUAGGAGUCAAAAACUUACCGCCAAAUCCUCUUAAUGCCAAGGGCCUCUACCUAGUACCUUGGGCUACGUUUGAAACCGUUGACAGGGUCAGCGAAGGGGAUUUCAGUCGUGCCCAGCGAGUGGCGGAUGGUGACGAUGACGAGCGCCUGUUUCCGGGUCUUGGCGCGUAUUUCACCUUGUCCAGUAGGCACAGUAGGUCAAUAUAUGUCCUCAAUAUAACGAGCAGUAUACGGUGA